AUGUCUGUCAAACGGGUCAAGCCGGAGGCACCACCUGGAGGCCCCAUCCAUCCAACGCAAAAACCCAUGUGUGGCAGCAGCGUAUGUUUGGUGCACCUCCUGGAGCUAAACGUCACGGCCGUGGCCGGCAGUUCACCGCAGUUCACCGCAGUUCACCGCUCCUCUGCCCACAAAGCGAAGCCUGCGUUGACCAUGAUGGACCUGUCUGCGACGCCCACAAGCCGGUCCACCUCGCCUAUCGUGGAUAUCAACUUGCUGCUCGAGCCUCGGGGCUCCGAGUCUCCCGCGAGCAAGAAGAGCUCAGGAUCAGUAGCAUCCAAUUCUACUGCAGCAACAAGACCAUAUACAAUCGCCCCUUCAGCGUAUACGCAGUCUCCUGCGCAUGGAACAUCACCCGCAUAUGCUACUGGAUCACCAGCGUAUGCACUCCCACCCUAUGGCCCAAUUUCCGCCUAUCCCGCCCAGGCGCCAACGUCAGGCCCCCAUGGACCUGGACCGAUGCUAGGAGGACCAGUUUUACCGGCAAUCGCAGAGCUUCAGCGGCACUCAGAUCCCGCAGGCCAGCCUCAAUUUCGGCCGCUGUACUCGGGCCCUCCUGGGCCUCCGACCAUUCACCAAGGCCUACCUGGUACCAAUGGAUCUCCUCCGUCAGCACUGAAACGACAAGCCUCUCAAACGCCUCUGCCUGAGGAGAGCCCAGCUAAGAAGCAGUCUAAAUGGACCCCAGAAGAGGAUAACCUAACAAUCGAGCUGAGGGGCCAGGGAAUGAAAUGGGACGACAUUGCGAAGCGCCUACCUGGGAGAAGCUCGAUUUCCUGCCGACUACGCUAUCAAAACUAUCUAGAGAAGCGAGCCAUCUGGGACGAGGAGAAGAAGAACAAACUAGCAAGACUUUACGCUCGAUUCAAAGAUCAAAUGUGGCAGAAGGUCGCAACUGAAAUGGGGAUUCCCUGGCGGUCGGCUGAGUCGAUGCACUGGCAGCUAGGAGAGCAAGAAAUGAGCGCCCGUGCCAAUGCACCAGUCUUUCAGCUCCAUCCGUCUGCAACCGGCACAGGAAUUAGCUCGCCCUCUCAAAUGUCCGCCGUGCCCGCCCCAGCGCAGCAGGGUUUCACUCCGGCAAAUACAGCUCAACUGAUGCCCAACCCACCACCAAUGCCGACACAGCAUCACCAACCGCCUCCGCCAUUACCCCAAGGUCCAAUACAUGGGUACCACCGUCGUACUGACAGUGGCUCGAGUGCAGAACGGAGAAACAGCUCCUUCAGUCGCAGACGGGCAGAUCCUCGAUCUAGGUCCAGCGUUCCUCCUCAACUUGGUCAGCCACUUCCCCAGAUCCACGCUGCGUCUGAAGAAGAUCUUGUAAGCGGGGCACGAACAGCACCUGUGCCUGAUAUGUACUCGGGCAUCAAAAGAGAGGGUUCUAGCUACAUCGAACCAUAUCAGAGGAAGAGACGGGAAGAAGAGGCUGUAGGCCCACCACGGUCGGAGCUGGAGGCUCGAAGUCAGGGAGGCAGGAGUCCAGACAGGCUAUCGCAACGCAGUGGAACUGGGAGUGUGAAGAGCAUGAAGCGCGAGCCCGAAGAAGUCGAGCGAACCUCUGCCGUGCCUUCUCCCCCUUCUGCGACCUCUUGA
Cucurbitaria berberidis CBS 394.84 is the source of this 1632-nucleotide messenger RNA. RefSeq lists its product as uncharacterized. NCBI's taxonomy places the organism in Eukaryota, Fungi, Ascomycota, Dothideomycetes, Pleosporales, Cucurbitariaceae. Gene Ontology annotation, molecular function: DNA-binding transcription factor activity, RNA polymerase II-specific; RNA polymerase II cis-regulatory region sequence-specific DNA binding. The record is from RefSeq and is a predicted model, not a curated record. Gene Ontology annotation, cellular component: nucleus. Gene Ontology annotation, biological process: regulation of DNA-templated transcription. Bases 1 to 1632 code for a protein of 543 amino acids. The transcript is spliced from 3 exons.